Molecule: messenger RNA, 792 nt
Organism: Theileria orientalis strain Shintoku
Lineage: Eukaryota; Apicomplexa; Aconoidasida; Piroplasmida; Theileriidae
Exons: 2
Coding region: 1-792 (263 amino acids)
Biological process (GO): translation
Cellular component (GO): cytosolic large ribosomal subunit
Molecular function (GO): 5S rRNA binding
Source: RefSeq, a predicted model, not a curated record
AUGUAUUAUAAAAGGGUUCUGAAGCGGAAUCACUGGAAUAUUUUAAAAAAUGAGCUCGUAAAUUUGUUUUCCCAGAAUAGUCGGGACACCAGUGUUACUUUGGACGUUUUGGACUGGCCGGCCUUCGUUCAGAAGGAACACCUUCUCGACAAGGGCCUGGUUCCAGGUCUCAUCUCUGGCUUCGGCCCCUUGCGUAAAAUCUGCAUCAAAACCUCCCUUGUUCAUCCCCUGGCCUUCGAUGAACAGUUCGGCCAUUUGAGCUACCUUUUCACAGGAAGGUUGUACAAUCUCAAUUACAAAGGAACCAUUGAGAAGUGUGUAAUAUCUAACGUUCAAUGCGAUCCCCUCGAGAAGUCAGUUUACUUCAUUAGGUUCAAGAGGCAUGUGGAGGGUCAGAUUUCUGAGGUCAAUAUUCCCUGCACACUUGUCGGCUUAAUGGCUUCUCCCGCCUAUUUAAAAGGUUAUCAUGUUGAGCUCAUGAUGCCUACCAUUAAGUGUGAAGUUGCUGGCUCUUACGUUCCUCCUCCCUUUCAAAUAGACGUUUCCAAGCUCGAUUACGAGCAUCCUUUCAGGUCGAUUUACUUGAAGGACAUUGAACACCUUCUUCCCCUGGACGAAAGUGUUCUCUUUCACCGUGACUACGACUUGGCUUCUCAGGAGGUAGUCUGCACUUAUCUUCCUGGCACUUUGCCUGAGCAGCCCCUUCCUCCUGACUACGUUGACCCCAAUUUCUUAAAUAAGAAGGGCACUCGGAUUCACUUAACACACAAAGGCUUUUGGCCCAAACAGUGA